AUGGACAACCAGAACAUCAUCGUCAUCAUCGUCAUCAUGGCUUUGAUCAUGGACAGAUCUAUGCUCCCGACGGGAGCCACCACAGAAAUAGCCACGACGGACAAGAACUUGUCAACAGCAUCGCCAUCCACGUCCAGGGCAGUCAGUGCUGCCCCGGCGAUCCCUUACAUCGUCUAUGUGCGUGAAGCAGACCAGCGCUCAGAGACCACAUAUUCUGGUGCCGACCACGCCCAGCCAUACUGCCGUGUCGACAUCAGCGUGCUUCUCGGUGUCUCCAGUCGCAGCGGCGGCGGCGGCGAGCAGCGACACGGCAUCUUUGGAGCCAGAGACCUGAUCCACGGCAACACUGGUGGAACUCAUGCCCGGGGACAGCCAGAAGGGGGUAGAUGGUACACGUCAGAUGCCUGGGCUUCGUUGAAAGAACAGGUUCUUUCCCACGGCACAGAAGCGGCUGCACACGCUUAUCCGCCGGGAGCAUCGUCAAAUAAUGCAGCGUUUUCCUCUGAUGCUACCGGGGGCUCAAGUAGCGAUCACCCUCAAUCGAUGCCCCAGCACACGCCACUUCGUCAGAAUUUGGAGGCAGAGACAUCAUCAAUGUUGCCCCAAAGCACGCAUCGCCCUGGCAAUGGCGAAGAUUCGACCGUCUUCCCAUUGCUAACCAUGUCGGGCUUUUAUUCCACAGCUCGACGUGACGGCAAUACUUCUGCAUACCACCCGACCACGGGUGAUGGCGCCGGCGCCGGUGUCGAUCAAAGGUUUCCAGUCGUCGACCCGAGGCUCUUGCAGCAGAUACCAUACGAACCUCAUCAGCAGCGCUUCGGUGGAUUACACGGAUACAAUGGUGGCUUCGUCCAGCCGCAGCAGAUGCAACACCAGCCUGACAUGCCCUUACAUCAUGGCGUCCCCACCCAUCUGUCCUCUGGCGGAUAUCGAAGUCCAUGGGCCUCGCUGCCGGCUUCCCCGGGCUACGCUGCCCGGCGGCAGCCGCCUCAGCCGCCUCCAGCACCCGUCGAGAAGGCCAAAACGACAAGACAGGCGCCUGCGACUCCAAAGCGCUCUAGAAAAGCCUUACCGAACGGGAGCCGUGCUCGCCAACCGCGGAAAAGACCACCAGCAGGGCCGAGGGCGAGCAGGAACCGCACUAGCAAAGCCUCCGAGACCCCCGUGACGGGGAAGACAACUACUCAGCCAGCGGUUGAACUCGAUUCCUACGCACCAGGAGAAGCGGCAGUGGCUGGCCAGCAGACGAGACUGUCGCGAGAUAUCCCGAACGAGUCCGAUGCUAUUUUGGGCAACGAAAGUUUCGUGCGCAGAGUUGCCAGUCCUUUGAGUGCCGGCCAAGAAGACAACCUCGUCGAACAGAGACUUGUAGAUCAUGUUGGAACAGAGCUCGACAAGAGCAGCAUUGAUCCGGCUAAUGAAGGCCUCUUCCUUGAGCCCGGGCUCAUGUUGACGGGGCAUACAUGGUUUGACACCGAGGAAAACGGUCAUGCAGGCGAUGGUAUGAUGGUUGUCGUGGAUCAAUCGACUCCACGAGCACCAUAG
Messenger RNA from Microdochium trichocladiopsis, 1545 nucleotides. RefSeq lists its product as uncharacterized. Lineage: Eukaryota; Fungi; Ascomycota; Sordariomycetes; Xylariales; Microdochiaceae. The record is from RefSeq and is a predicted model, not a curated record. The transcript has 2 exons. The coding region runs from base 1 to 1545 and encodes 514 amino acids.